This is a messenger RNA of Notechis scutatus (mainland tiger snake), 1460 nucleotides long. The record is from RefSeq and is a predicted model, not a curated record. NCBI's taxonomy places the organism in Eukaryota, Metazoa, Chordata, Lepidosauria, Squamata, Elapidae.
AUAUAUAUACACACACUUUUUUUUUAAAGAAAAGCUUUAAAAUAUCACCCAUAGAGAAAACUCAUCACCUUUUUAAUGCUAUUUUUUAAAAUUUCACGAGCAUAAAUUUAUUUUAUUGUAAGGAUAGCUUUGAUUUUUUUUUUUUUUUUCAUAAAAAGAAAAGCAUUUUGUAUUCCUUUUUCUGGGAUAAGAAAGACAUUUCCUUUUUUUAAAAAAAGUUUUUGUCUGUUGAUCUUUAUCCAGACCUGGUACAGAUGAAAACUUGAAAGCGAAGGCCACGAGAGAGGCAAACACACCCGCCCCAGGUUUCAAAUAAUUGAGUGUAAAAUCGAGGAGAAAAAUGGCAGUAUUGAAUGUUCAGUGACCCUCCUAGGAACUGGUGAGUGAAGGGGGAAAAAAACCAAAUACAUUUAAGGAACCUUUUGAGGAAUUUGCAUCAAAUGUUCAUCAGUGCCUAACCAAAGGAGAAAAGACUCAGCCGAUAAAACCUCGUGCCAUGCACAAUUUUUAUGAAACGGGCGUCUGCUUAUAGCAAAGAUCAGAAAGGAAUCUGUCGAAGGCGAACACAGGAUCCAACUGAAGUUUUUGGUGAAGUUUGCGCAUUUUCAGCUGCUGCAAAAGAAAAAUUCAAAAUAUCGCUCUUGAUUAAAAGAAACUUGCUUCUGAAGUCGGCGAAGAGGCUCUUUUUUUUGGGGAGGUGGGGCGUCCCAAAAAGACAACCCCUUUUGGGAAAACCUCAAAUUUACUUGAGAAAAAACUGAGAAUUAAGAAGCCAAAGGAUGGAGACCAAUGUGCCGGCCGCAGAGGAAGCUCGGGGGGAGACGGAGCCCACUGAAUCUGCCCCCCCUGAGCCCAUGGAGGCCGGCCUGGGUGGCCAGGAGGUGGUUGCUUCUGCUCUCCCUGCAGGGGCUGCCAAAGAGACCCCAGCCCACCUCGUCCAGGAUGGUGCCCAAAGCGUCCCGCAGAAAGACGAUGGCCGGGUUUCCCCUGUAGAAGCAGCUGAAGGGGGGCGAAAGGAGGGACCCCCGUCCCCGAGUGAGGAGGCCUCCCCUCUGCCAGCCCCUCCGGUGCCCACCGGCUGCAGCCCAGCUGAGGAUGCCCCCAAGCCACGCCCGUCUCCAGCCAGCCAGCCCAAGGCGCCGGACUUCUACUGCGUGAAAUGGAUCACCUGGAAGGGCGAGAGGACACCGGUCAUCAUGCAGAGCGAAAACGGCCCCUGCCCGCUGCUGGCCAUCAUGAACAUCCUUUUUCUGCAGUGGAAGGUGAAGCUGCCUGCCCAGAAGGAAGUGGUCACCUCGGACGAGCUGAUGGCUUAUCUCGGGGACUGCCUCCUGUCCAUCAAGCCCCAGGACCAAGCGGAGGCCGUCCAGCUCAACUUCCAGCAGAAAUCUAACCCCCCAAAUGCCAUCAGACUGAAGCUGCAUCUGCUCCAGAGUCCGAUUUCCCAAACUGGCCAAUGA